AUGGCGGACACAGCUGUGACACAUGACCACAAUGAACUGAAGCAAGAAGAACAGAACAUUAUCUGUGGUGCACUGGAACUGCACAAGAAAACAGUUGGCGAGGUUAUGACUAAACUUGACGAUGUAUAUAUGCUCAGCAUUGACACUAUUCUCGAUUUUAAUACCAUUAAUGAAAUAAUGCAGCAAGGUUAUUCACGUGUGCCUGUGUAUGAGGGGGAACGUACAAAUAUAAUAGCAGUCUUGUUCAUUAAGGACUUAGCCUUUAUUGACCCUGAUGAUAAUACACCCCUGAAGACACUAAGUCAGUUCUACCAAAACCCAUGCAACUUUGUUUUUGUGGAUACAACACUGGAUGUCAUGUUUAAGGAAUUCAAAGAAGGUGCAAAGGGUCAUAUGGCUUUUGUUCAUAAAGUGAACAAUGAAGGCGACUGUGACCCCUUCUAUGAGGUGUUGGGCCUUGUUACCCUAGAAGACGUCAUUGAAGAACUUAUUCAGGAAGAAAUCGUUGAUGAAACUGAUGUAUUCACUGACAAUCGCUCCAGACGCCGUCGUCUGCACAUUUGUCGACCAGACUUUACAGAGUUCUCCAACCUAAACAACCAGACAAAUCAAAAACGUGUACAAAUUUCUCCUCAGAUGCAGGUGGCAGCUUUGCAGUAUCUUCGCACAUCUCUUGAGCCAUUCAAGGAAGGUCAAUUAUCAGAAAUGAUUGUUAAAAAGCUGCUAAAUCAAGAUGUUAUCCACAGCAUUAAGCUGCGCAACAAGGAGCAUUCCAAAACUGAUCAGCAUACCUUUAUAUACACACAGGGAAAACCAGUUGAUUUCUUUGUACUAAUAUUGGAAGGUCAUGUGGAGGUGACUAUAGGAAAAGAGAACUUGACAUUUGAAAGUGGACCUUUCACAUACUUCGGUAUUGCAGCACUCACACAGGCCCACUCUAUAGGAGAAUCCCCAUCUGCAUCCACUCAGCUCAGCAAAGGAAGUAUGCCAGGCAGUAUACAAUCUCUGGAGUCAACAAAGUUUUCUUUCACCCCUGAUUAUUCUGUUCGUGCUAUUACAGAGGUGAUGUACUUGAAAAUUCGAAAUACUCAUUACAUUGCUGCUCGUCGUGCUUACCUCCUAGAACAAGCACAGAGGGAACCACACCCGGAAGAAAAUUUUGAGAAAGAGAUGGCUAAGAUCCUGAUUGAGGACGAUGGUUCAAGUUCACCAACUUGGGAGAACACUCCUCUUACUGCUCUCGACUCUAAGGAGAGCUCAGGUAUGGCAAAUGGAUCUGCAGUACAAGCCUUCAACGAGUGUUUUGAUAUUGAAAUGACUGCGAGGAACUUAUUUAAUGACCACAAAAUGAAUGCAUCAACUAAAGCAGCUCCUAAUGGUGGCAUUAAAAAUUCAAUUUCUGUACCUGGAACUCCAGUCAGUGGCCACAGUCAGGUCAGUAUGAAGCCAAGCUGCAGUUUCCAAAACUUACAGGAUGUGCCAACAUCAGUUAGCAGCAUAAAUGUCUACUCUGCACAGAAGGAUGACAAACAGUUAUUAGAAACUGGCAAUAUAUCUUUUUCAAAUAACUUGAGUUCAAGUUCUAUUGAAGACAAUGGGGAUCAAAAAGUGGUUGGAAAUGCAGAUGUGUUGCCCAAUAUGAAUAGUCAUAAAAGUCUUGAUUACAAACAGAGUAAUCUUGACAAUGAAGGUGUUUUAGCUCAUAAACGCAAGCUAUCAUUUUCUUGAGAUAGGGCUAAAGAAUAGCUUAAACAUUACUCAAACUUCCCAUAUUUAGUGAAGGUAAUAAAAUUUCAAAAGGAAGUGUUAAUGAUAGAUGCUAAUAUUUUUUUUUUAUAGAUGACAGGAAUUAGUAAACUUGUAGGGAAAAAAUUGAAGAGGAUAAUAUUGCAAUAGCCAAGUACUGUAUUUACAUAUAUCCCUCAGAUUAACAGUAAUAAAUUUAGCAAUAAUGAAUAACUUGUUAAGUUUUAAUAGUAAUUUUUUUAAGACAUGAUUGAAAAAAAUAACUGAAAAAAGAUAUGCAAGAUCUAAUCCUAGUAGCUGUAGCUUGAAAACAGUUAUCAUACUGUACUGUAAGUUACAACAUAUUAGAUGCUGAUAAGGGGAUUUUUUUUAUUAAAUUUCCUGGUCAGGAAAUUUAAUUGUGAUAAUAGAAUUUUAUUAAAGAGCUGAUAAUUUCUUUUAUAAUUUUACUGUCUAUACUAUUCAAUAUCUCAGACUGUGCAUGAUGUACAAGUUUAGGUGCAUUAAUAGUGAUUGAUUGUGGGAAUAAGACAUUUAAUCCAGGCAAAUUUUGCUAGUUAUGACUUCAUCAAAUCUAAUAUAUUUAUAGUGUAUGUGCCUUAUUCCCACAAACUGAUGUCCAAAAUCCAAAUAUUAUGGAUUAUGUCCUUGGCGAACAUCUAUAGACUUCCAGUAAUGAACAAAUUAAUUUACAAAAUUCAUACAAGACUUUUACAUUGGCAAGUAAUUUUUUUUUCCAGUAAUGUGAGUACCAUAUAUUUUGAAUUGUUUUUGCCUUCAUCUACAUAUAAAGACACUUAUGUUUAAGCAAGCAAAAGACACUUUUUUUUUUUAGAUUAUCUCAUUUUUAUAUUCAAAUUUGUUUGUUCUCUUCCUGUGUGUGUAUAUGUAUAUAAAAUAUGAAAAUGAAUGUAUUUUUUUAAGGAGACAUUUAAUUUAAUGAAUACUUAAUCGGUAAUGUGCACACAGGGAUCUGACAUUCAAAGUUAAAGACCUGAGAAUUUACUUAAAGAGUAUGUGAUAAACAUAGAAAUUUAUUAUCUGGUAUACUAUUAAAUUGUUUUAUUUGUACACAUGACACCACAUGUAUCAUUAAAGUAUGCCUGAUAUAUAUAUUAGAUGAGCCACAGUAUUAUGCUCUUGAAUAUACAGUAGGACCUCUUGCAUCUAAAAGUUUCUUAAAGUUUACAAAAACACCCAAGUGAAAAAUUAGUCACAUUUUUUGUAGCUUUUCCUGAUGCCCAGCACUUGUUUUAUACAGAGCAGUAGGUAGCAAGAUUAAUUAUAAUUCUGGAUAAGAGAGACCUUAUUACUGUAUAUAUAUAUAUAUAUAAUUAGGUUCAUAUACUGCUUAUAAUUUAAUGCUUACAUUACUUUAAGCAUUUAUAUUCAUGUACAGUUAUUUAAUAGUUAAUUACUGUAUCUCAAAUCCUAUUUUUACAUUAUUAUUAUAUUCACACACACAAAAAAAAAAAAAAAAGUUUUACAAAUAUAAAAAUUAAAUUUUAUUAUGUUGAGAAUUUAUGUAAAAAAAUGCUUUUGUCUAUACUUCUGUUUUCCUCAAAACACAGAUCCUUAUAAAAGUAUCAAAAAAAAAAAAAAAUUGCCAAUAGAAACAUUGAUACUAACAAUGUCAAACAUUACCAUGCUUCAUUCAUAGAUUGCUAACAUUAAAAUAUGUUAUUGUACAGACUACUGAAUGUUAUUUGUAAGCAAUUUUCUAAUCUAUUUUUACCCUCCCAUAUUCAGCAUCAAAUAAUAAGUUUAUAGAAAAUACAAGGCACCUUGAAUAUAGGUUAACAGUUUGAAGAAAUAAAGCAUUUUUGGGAAAAAACACAUAAGUAGUAUAAUGUGAUCCUCUAUUAACAACGUUUUUGCCCACGCAGUCACAAACAGAUCUACCUGGGUGAAAGGUAUGCGAGUAUUUAUAGGAUGGAGUCAGGUGGAGAAUGCUGGGUAGGUUGGAUUUGAACUUGCAUGUGACAAUCUUCCGAGUAGGGUGAUAGAGGCUAGGACUUUGGGUAGCUUUAAAAAGAGAUUGGACAAGUAUAUGAGUAGACCUUCUGCAGUGUUCCAUUCUUAUGUGGGAUAACGAUGAAGUUUCUUGGCAAAGGGCUCAGCUAUGUUAUAGAAGCUAUUGUUUUGGUUGAAAUUGUUGGAUAUACAGAUAAGUGAUGAUUCCAGGAUUCUGCGGUAUUGUUUUUUUCUUUGGCAAUGUCUUGCGUUUCUGUACUUGAUUAAAUAAUUGUGUGAAUUUCGGUGUUGAAAACAGACAUUCCUUAACCCUUUGGGGUUGACAGGCCCUCUCCCAAACUUGUUCUCAGGGUCAAAAAAAAAAUUAUAGGCCCCCCCCCCCCCCCAAAUUUUUUUUUGCGAUCAAUACUUAGGGAGAUAUGGAGGCAUGAAGUUGACAAAUUGAACCACUUACGGCAACAUUGCCGACUGCCAGUCACCCGGUAAUAAUUUUUUUUUCUUUUAUUUAAUAUUUUUUUUCAAUAACUUUUAUGGCCUCUGAGACCAAUAUAAAGACUAUUUGGUAUAUAUUCACUCAUUGUAUACUACACAAUAACAGCAAAAAAAAAACUUUGCUGUCAUUAUAUUGUUUACAAAACAUGUUUACACAAACCAACAAUAAAAAAUGUUGUUUAUUACUAUUUUUCUAUCAUAUAUAUACGCAUAUAGUCACUGGACAGGUUCCUGUAACUACAAGAGGGUCUGAAAGUUUGUAGUUGUGUGUGGGUGGACUUGUAAAUAUACUGAGUCACCUGUGUGUCUUGUGUCACAAAGAUGCAUCAUACCAUCACUCGCUAACCCUCACUGCCUUCCACAACACAACCCUUCCCCCCCCCACACACCUACCUUCCCUCCUUCCUUCCUUCUGGUUUCCUGGGCAUUGCUUUUGGUCACACACUCCUCAAAACCAUGAAAUUCAUCUUUACUGACACUUCCAUCUGUGUUUGAACUGUCACCUGGGAACAAAAGAGCCCCAAUUAGCCAAGGAAAGAGUUUCUUAGCACUAGACAUGGUGAACAAGGCGAAAUAAAAUGGCUUUCCCAAAAUGCACCACUGGGUCCUCGAUUUUUUUUGUACCGCACACACUGACCCAUUCUCUCCCAUCUAAGCCUACCAGCCUUUGCCUGCUUGAUUUGAGGACGGUAGAAUUUAUGUAUACUAGUAUGUCAAUAACCCUGGUGCGUAAGAUGUACUAGUACAUCAAAAACUCAAAGGGUUAAAUCACCCAAUCUGUCUGCGUACUGGUAUUCUGAAAUACGUGUUUGGAGGUCUCUGGACGUUUCGCCCAUGUAUAAUUUGCUGCAGUCAUUACAAGGGAUUAUGUAUACCCCUGCAGAGGAUUGAAGCUUGUCCUCUCUAUUACUGGUAAUGCCCUUGAUGGUGGUGGAAGUGGAGGUAGAUACUUGGAAUGAGGUAUUGGAAACGUGUUUGGCAGUAGAGUUAGUGGGGAGGAAUAUGUAUCUUCUCUCUGCAAUGUCUUCUCUGGGUGUGUUAAAGAUGUGAUAUGCCUGGUGUCUGCAGUCUCUAAUGAAGUGCUGAGGAUAGUGAAGUUUAGAAAAUACAGUGGACCCCCGCUUUACGAUCAGCUCCCAAUGUGACCAAUUAUGUAAGUGCGUUUGUACGUGUAUGUUUGGGGGUCUGAAAUGGACUAAUCUAGUUCACAAUAUUCCUUAUGGGAACAAAUUCGUUCAGCAAUGGCACCUGAACAUACUUCUGGAAUGAAAUAAUAUCGUAAACUGGGGGUCCAUUGUACUAGUUCAAUUAGCGAGCAUUUUUCCUCAAGGAACUCAUUGCUGCAGAAUCGGAGUGGACGCAGGAAAAAAGUCUAUAAUUACACCACAUUUAGUUUUGGUGUUGUGGUGAGAGUAGAAGUGGAAAAGAUCAUGGUGCAAUUAUAGGCAGUUUCCUGUGUGCACUCUGAAUCUGCAGCAAUGAGUUCCUUGGGGAAAAAUGCUUGCUAAUUGAACAAGCAUUUUCUAAAUUUCACUACCCUCAGCACUUCGUUAGAGACUGCAGUCACCGGACAUAUAACAUCUUUAACACACCCAGAUAAAACACACAGUCCUCCCCACCAACUCCAUUGCCAAACACGUUUCCAGCAUCUUUUCCAAUACCUCCAAGUAUCUACCUCCACUUCUACCACCAUCAAGGACAUUACUAGUAAUAGACAGGACAAGCUUCAAUCCUCUGCAGGGGUAUACAUAAUCCCUUGUAAUGACUGUAGCAAAUUAUACAUUGGCAAAACAUCCAGAGACCUCCAAACGCAUUUCAGAACACCAGUAUGCAGGCAGAUCAGACAUUUUAACCCUUUCAGGGUCCAGACCCAAAAUUUGAGACUUGUCCAUAGGAUCCAAGAAUUAAAAAAAAAAAAAAAAAUAUUUUUUCUUAUGAAAUGAUAGAGAAUCUUUUUCUGAAGGUAAUAAAACAAAAAGUAUGUAAUUUAAUGGAAAAUUUACGAAAUUAUGCUCUCACAAACUUUGAUGCGUCAGCAAUAUUUACGCAUUGGCAAUUUUGCCAACUUUGACUCCCAUUCUAGGUCAAUUACAUUAUUCUAGUUGAUCAAAUUCUUAGCCAUUUCACUAGUAUUACUUAUAUUUUAUCAAAUGAGCACAAGAAAUCAAGUCAACUGUUUCAGCUACCCAAUAAAGUGAUCGGAAAUUGGUAAUUUAGCCAAUUUAACACAAAGUUCAAAAUAGGAUCCAGAAUAAACAAUGCAGGCAUUCCUGGCACUAAACUAACAUUACGUUUUCAGGCUUUACAAAUAAAUUCCAUUGUUUUUUUAUUCACAUAAUGAAUUUUUAUUCAAAGCAAAUAAUGGAAGAUUUACUGCUAUGCAAUACUGUAAUAACUGUAUAAGUAAUAUCACCACAUUCAUGAAACUAUAUUAGACCCACCAGCUGACGCAUAUUAGACACAUGAUGUCAUUUGUUUAUUCUUGAACAUCGGCAAAAAUUUAAAAUUUUGGCUACUUUGAGCUCAGUUUCAACCCCUUGACUGUCACAAUCCCCAAUCCUGAGGUGUCUCCUGGUGUCGCAAAAUUUAAAAAAAAAAAAAAGUUAUUUUUUCGUAUGAAAUGAUAGAGAAUCUUUUCCCGAUUGUAAUGACACCAAAAAAUCGAAAUUUGAUGGAAAACUGACUGAAUUACGCUCUUGCAAAUUUAGCGACCUCGGCGAUAUUUACGAAUCGGCGAUUUCGCCCACUUUGAGCCCUAUUUUCAGCUAAUUCCAUUGUUCCAGUCAACCAAACUCAUAGCUAUUUCUUUAGAACUCAAUUUUUUCUAUCAAUCGAGUACAAGAAACUGCCCAUUUACCGAUUUCAACUACCCAAUAACUUGGUCAGAAAUUUGCAAUUUGGCCAAUUUCACGAAAAUUAAAAAAAUAUGACAAUUUCAAAAUAAGGUCCAGAAUGAACAAUGCAGACAUUCCCAGCUCUAAAUUAACAUUUUCUUUGUUCAUCAGUCACAUCUCCAGGCCCCUCUGAUAUUACUCUUGCUUUCUAUUUUGAAUUUUUAUUUAAACAAAAAAUAGAAGAUUUACUGUUAUGCAGACUACUGCAAUAUUGUAAUAAUUGUACAAAUAAUGUCAACCCAUUCAUGACUGCAUAUUAGAAUGGAUAGUUAGACAUUUAUUGGACAAUGACAUCAUUUGUUUAUUUUUGAACAUCGGCAAAAAUCAAACAUUUUCCCUACUUUGAGCUCCAUUUCCAGGUUCUUUUUAUAGUAAAACCAAUCAAAAUCACCUCUAUUUCUAUAAUAUGUUUUCCAUUCUAUCAAGUGAGACCAAGAAAACGAGAAUAGAACCAUAAAUACUAUACGAAAAUAGACCACAAAGUCGGCAUUUUAAUUAAAAAAAAAAAAAGCCGGAGUUUUUUUUUUCUCAUUAUGCGCUGCAUACUCCAGGAUUUUUUUUAUAUGGUGCACACUGGCCACACAGACCUAUUCUCUCACAUGUAGCCCUACCAGCUUUCUCCUGCUUGAUUUGAAGCCGCUAGAAUUUACGAGUAUAUAUACGUCAAACACUUUACCUCGUAAGACGUAUAUAUACGACCAAAACAGUCAAAGGGUUAAAACCAAUCAAAAUCAUCUCUAUUUCUAUUAAUCUUUAAUUCUAUCAAAUGAGACCAAGAAAUCGCAAAUACACCUAUAAAAAACAUACGAAAAAACACCGCAAAUUCGCUGUUUUAAUCCAAAAUUACAGUCUCAGUUUUUUCUCAUUAUGCACUGUGUGCUGCAGGAUUUGUUUUAUGUGGUGCACAUUUACAACACAGAUGUAUUCUCUCAUAUCUAGGCCCAAAUUUACCGCUCACAGCUUAUCUGAGUCGAGUAGAGUUCAUGGCGUAGAAUUACGGUUUGGACCCAGAACUCAAAGCCGUAGAACUAUGGCACGGACCCUGAAAGGGUUAAGGAAUGCCUCUGUUCAACACAAAAAGUCACACAACCAUUUAAUCAAGUACAGAAAUGCAAGACUUAUCGCCAGAGAAGAUAACACUCAAUAUGCACCUUAGAAUCCUGGAAUCCUUUAUCUGUAUAUCCAACAACUUCAACCAAAACAACGACUUCUAUAAUAUAGCUGAACCCCUUGCCAAGAAAAUUCAUCGUUAUCCCACAAAAGAACAUAAGACUGGAGGAACACUGCAGAAGUUCUACUCAUAUACUUGUCCAAUCUCUUUUUAAAGCUACCCAAAGUCCUAGUCUCUAUCACAUUACUCGGAAGAUUGUCACAUGCAGGUUCAGAUCCUACCUACCCAGCAUUCUCCACCUGACCCUACCCUAUAAAUACUCAUGUACCUUUCACCAAGGUAGAUCUGUUUGUGACUUGAUAAGCCCACUGUGUGGGCAAAACAUUGCCAAUAAAGGAUCACAAUACUACUUAUGUGUUUAUUUUUCCAUUGUGUCGGUAUUUUAUACCAUUUACUUCCGUCUAAAGCAUUUUUAAAUUCUGUAGUCAAAUAUUUUUUGCCCAGAUUUGAUUCUCCAGGGAAAUAGGGGGGUUGGGGAGAGGAUGGAGUGACAAAAGAGUAAAAUGUAUAUACUGUAUAUGUGCAUGUCAUUUUUUAGGUAAAAUUGCCAAACAAGCCAAAUUUAAUAAAAAAAGUUAACAUUGAUAGUUGUGUGAAUUAAUAUAGCAAAAUACGCAACUUUUUAUGUAACUAAUUUGGCAACCAAGCCUUAAUAAAAUUUAUAUAAUCAGUUUAGUAUAAUUCUGCCUCACAUAUGUCAGGUUAACUUUAAUAUUAACCCUUUGAUGGUUUCGGUCGUACUAGUACGGCGUACGACCCAGGGUUUUUGACGUACUAGUACACCUAAAUUCUAGCGCCCUCAAAUCUAGUGGGAGAAAGCUGGUAGGCCUACAUAUGAAAGAAUG
This is a messenger RNA of Cherax quadricarinatus, 9122 nucleotides long. Lineage: Eukaryota; Metazoa; Arthropoda; Malacostraca; Decapoda; Parastacidae. The record is from RefSeq and is a predicted model, not a curated record.